AUGCUUCAUCUACUAACAUCGAUGCGCUUAAAUACGAGGGUUUCCAACAGAUCGUUGGCAGUCUAUAGGGGCCUCAAUAGCAAAAAGCUGCUUUCUCAAAGCUUCUGGAACUUUUCAAUCCCCAAAACAAAGACUUUAAACCCCAGAGCAUCGGAGUAUUCUAAGCUGCUAACCUUCAUUGAUAGUGAUGCUGUCAAUGAGCAGCAAGAUCUAAGUCUUCGUCACCGAGAGCUGGCUCGAAGCUUCAGGAAUACUCCGAUAUUCACAGCUGCUGUCGAUAAAUUUAUCCACUCAGAGUUACCGCCGAGCGAACUGGACUCGGAUUUGGUUCCCCAAUACGGAUUGAUUGGUAGUCGUCGAGACGGUAAAGCCGCCACCUCUUUAGAGGAUGACCUCGUCAUUGGUAAUGUCAAUAUACCUUGGUCGGCUUUCAUUUGUGGUUCUCAAGGAGCAGGGAAGAGCCACACAUUAUCCUGCCUCUUAGAAAAUGCCCUCGUUGCCCAGAAUAAUGCCGGGGCUCUUCCCUACCCACUAGCAGGCAUGGUUAUGCACUACGACAGUCACGCAAACUACAACACAGCCCAGGUGUGCGAGGCGGCUUAUUUAUGUUCCGCAGGUAUUCCAGUAACUGUCCUCGUUUCUCCAUCCAACAUCUGGGCGAUGAAGCGCUUGUAUAGCAAUCUUCCAGGCUUAGCUCCGGACAGCCCAAAGCCGAAAGUUGUGCCCCUUUAUCUCGAAGAGCACCAAUUGGAUGCCUCGAGAAUUUUAAAGCUCAUGGCUGUUGACCCUACAACUGACAAAGCCCCACUAUAUAUGGAGAUUGUGAUGGACAUCGUUCGCGAGAUAGCCAUGGAGGGAUCGUCUUUCACCUAUUCGAAAUUUCGGGAACGUAUUGCUGAUGUUCCGUGGAUGAAAGGACAAAAGAUGCCUCUAAACCUCCGUCUUCAGUUACUGGAUAGCUUCAUGGCACCCUCGUCGAUGACAAAGUCAACCCGGCCAGCGCGGUCAUCGGAGGAUAUUUGGGCCUUUCAACCGGGCUCUUUAACUAUCGUUGAUCUGAGUGACCCUUUUAUCAGUUCAGAUGAAGCAUGUACGCUAUUCUCGAUUUGUCUCUCUAUAUUUCUCGAGGGGAGAAAUAAAUGCGGGCGUAUUGUAGCGAUGGAUGAGGCUCAUAAGUUUCUGGUACAAUCUGGCGAGGCGCUUGUCCUCACAAAUGAGUUAGUCUCGGUUAUCCGCCAGCAAAGGCAUACUGGGACACGCGUGGUAAUAGCUACGCAGGAGCCUACGCUAUCGCCUAAGCUCAUCGACUUGGCUAAUGCGACAUUUGUUCACCGAUUCCUCUCCCCGAGCUGGUAUGAGGUCCUCAAAAACCAUCUCGCCGGAGCUAACACGCAGGAUCCCGGGAGCAAUAAUUCACUUUUUCGUACAAUAGUCGGUCUUCGGACGGGACAGGCACUUCUAUUCUGCCCGACGGCGCGAAUGGACGUCGAUGACGAGGCGCCUGGUGGCACCAAGUGGGUAAAGCCUCUCAAGGACAGCUAUAUCAAUAUCCAAAUCCGCAAGCGCUUGACUGCUGAUGGGGGCAAGAGUAUCACGGCUACGAGCACAUCUGAAAGCCCUAAUACAUGGGUGGACAUUGACGUUCCUAUGCAUAUUGUAGAGCCGUGGAUAGAAUACGACAGUACAAAAAACGAGACAGGGAAGAAGAAGAAGAAGAAGAAGAAUGGACCAGCCACUCAGAGUAUCAACAAUGCAAAUGAAGAAGCACUAGAAAUCGACGGUGAGUUCGGGAGCGUCCUCGGGGACAUCCCCGAGACCACCAUUGAAGAGGCAAUACAUCAUGCCACUUGCAUGGCUCAGAGUUCUGGUUGGGUUUCCUUUUCGAAGAAGAAGAGAAAGAUGAAGCUCAAGUUCUUCAGGAAUUUAGAAAGCAAUCUAAAAAUAACGCCUGGUACGCUUACGAUGAAUAAAGUCGCAAUGCGCUGGAUAAUGGAAACUACCGACAUGCGUAUAAAGAAACUUCGCCAAGAUGCUGCGGAGAGGAAAAGAAAUGCGAAGGCUGAGAGAAAAAAGAAGAGGACAGGGGAGAAAGAAAAAGUGGGAAAUGAGGAGGUAAAAGAAGAGGAAGAGGAGGAGGAAAAGGAGAAGAAAGAGGAGGAGGAAGAGGAGGAGGAAGAGGAGGAGGAAGAGGAGGAGGAAGAGGAGGAGGAAGAGGAGAAGGAGAAGGAAGAGGAAAAGGAAAAGGAAGAGGAAAAGGAAAAGGAGAAGGAGAAGGAAGAUGAAGAGAAGGAGGAAGAGAAGGAGGAAGAGAAGGAGAAGGAAGGAGAGAAGGAGGAGAAAAAAGAAAAAGAGGAGAUAAGAAAGAGCGAAGACAAGGCGGGUGAAGGAAAAGCAAUUAUAUAAGUGGAAAGAAAAUGAGGACUUGUAAUAUAUGUCUCGAGAAUAGAGCGCAAAGAUAGGUGAUGAGGUAUUGUCAGGUAGUUCUGACAUUCUCCAUAUCUGUAGCGGAUAAGUCAUCGGUUACCUAAAAGAGAAAUCUUUGGUUAGGACCUUUCCGGGGAUCAGGUGGCCUCGUUUAAAAGAAAACUGACAUCAGACAUUGAUAGUAAAUGGAGCCUUGAUAUUAGAAGAGCUUGGAAAUAGAAGCUAAGUUUUAAGUACAUAGCAUAGUACUACUAGAGUAGAUAGGUGAACGCCCUCGUGCUACAUUGCUCUCUUUAUAAUAUCUAGUAAAUAUAUUUACUGUCUAG
Daldinia decipiens is the source of this 2750-nucleotide messenger RNA. RefSeq lists its product as uncharacterized. Gene Ontology annotation, cellular component: microtubule cytoskeleton. The coding region runs from base 1 to 2403 and encodes 800 amino acids. Lineage: Eukaryota; Fungi; Ascomycota; Sordariomycetes; Xylariales; Hypoxylaceae. The transcript has 4 exons. The record is from RefSeq and is a predicted model, not a curated record. Gene Ontology annotation, biological process: microtubule cytoskeleton organization.